GAUGAGCGGGUUUCUGUUGGCAAAAGGAGUAUCACUGCCUAUUUUGACAAACAAUUAUCCAGCAACAAAGUAUCUAUGCAGCCCAAGAUCACUAGUGCUUUGGAUCCUAAUUCAAGAGAUGCACUUGGCCUAGCUUGGUCCAAGUUUUUUCAUGCCAAUGAUAUUGCUGGACAUAAAGCUGAUUGCCCAUACUUCCGAGCUGCUGUGAAGAUCACUCAACAAUUAGGGCCUGCUCCUAUACCAACCGCAAAGGAUAUUGAUGGGAAAUAUUUGGAGGCUAACUAUGAUGAAGCUACUUCCUUUCUUCAAAAAUUUAAACAAGAUUGGAAAAACUUCGGUGUGACUCUUAUGUGUGACUCUUGGACUGGUCCAACAGGAAUGAGCCUCAUAAACUUCAUGGUAUAUUGUAAUACACGAAUGUUCUUCCUCAAUACCAUUGAUGCAUCCGGUCAGACUCAGAAUUCAGACUUUAUCUAUAGAGAGAUUGAGAAGGUUGUAGAAGAGAUAGGCCAUGAACAUAUUGUUCAAAUAGUAACCGAUAAUGGGUCCAACUAUAAGAAAGCUUGCAAAACCCUUAUAGAAGAACCAAAAUACUCUCAUAUUGUUUGGCAACCGUGUGCUGCCCACACCGUCAAUCUUAUGUUAAAAGAUAUAGCCAAAUUUCCCGAGGUUGAUGUGAUAGUCAAGAGUGCCAAGACAAUCUGUAGGUUCUUGCAUAAGCACAAUAACCUACAUGAUAACAUGAAGAAGAACAUAGGUGGUGAACUAAUUAGACCAAAUGCCACCCGUUUUGGGACUGUCUUCAUGUUCCUUGAGAGUUACCAUUUGAAGAAAGAUAAAUUUAGGGAGUGGAUGGUUUCGACUGAUUGGAAGGAGUGUCAGUGGAGGUAUGAGCCUGGAUAUGUGUUUGUUGAAGAAUGUUUGUCUAGUAAUGUUUGGUGGAACACGCUAGAGUGGGUAUUGGGUUCAUUGAGGCCACUUUAUAAGGCCAUGAGGUAUGCUGAUACACAGAAACAAUGCACUCUUUCUGGAUUCAAGAAAAGUAUGAUGCUCGCUAUACAAGGGAUGGAAGCACAUCUAGGCCCUACAUCAAGGUUGUACCUUAGUUUCAUGCGCAAGGUGGGCAAGAGGAUAGAGGCAAGGGAAGAAGAUACAUUUAUGGUUGCAGGUAUUCAUAAAUGA
Messenger RNA from Triticum aestivum (bread wheat), 1182 nucleotides. RefSeq lists its product as uncharacterized. The transcript has 2 exons. NCBI's taxonomy places the organism in Eukaryota, Viridiplantae, Streptophyta, Magnoliopsida, Poales, Poaceae. The record is from RefSeq and is a predicted model, not a curated record. Bases 76 to 1182 code for a protein of 368 amino acids.